AUGAUUGAAAGGAUAAAAUUGAAAACUGAUUCUCGAAAGAAAGAAAGAAAGUCUGGACCGACUGUCCAAUCCAAAAUUGCAAACUUGGUCAAAAAGGAACCUAUCAUCAUUGAAAACUCCUCUGGCACCAUAGCUGGGGAUCCAGUGGAUGGGAAACUCAGGCAUUUACAUGAUGCAUCUGAUAUCGUUAAACCUUCAGCAACUCCUGAAAGACAGCUCAGUCCAUAA
Molecule: messenger RNA, 228 nt
Organism: Dovyalis caffra
Lineage: Eukaryota; Viridiplantae; Streptophyta; Magnoliopsida; Malpighiales; Salicaceae
Source: the annotation of a GenBank genome assembly